AUGUCGAAAAUAGAGUACUACUUCAUCGCUUUGCUUAUGAGGCGUGCAAUUUACCUCGAUCAUGAAAAGAAGUUCAAGGAGAAUUAUUUACUUGAUAAAAGUGAAUCGUUUUUUCUGUCCCUAUUAAAUUUUUGGAGUUUCAAAACCAUUUCUUAUCCUAGUGGUUCACAUAAAGCAUCAAGUUUCGUUGAGAAUCCAAGAUCAACAUCUCCCUCAGCCAUCCUUGAUUCUGAUCCAGAAAGCGUUUGUGAUACUAGCAAUUUUUCCGUGCCUCAAGGAAUUUUCGUAUACGAUUCAAGUGAAGAGUACUGUGAAUCUGAUACCCUCGAGGACAGUGAUACAGAACUAUCAGAUGACUUCGCGGAUAGUGAUGAUGACUCGAAUAAUUAUGUUGAAGGAGAAAUGAACGUGAAUUUAGAAACAACUUUCAAUGAUAAUCAGAAUACAUGCAUUGAUGAAGCUCGGCAACUUUCCAAUACCAUCAGGUAA
Molecule: messenger RNA, 489 nt
Organism: Cotesia glomerata
Lineage: Eukaryota; Metazoa; Arthropoda; Insecta; Hymenoptera; Braconidae
Exons: 3
Coding region: 1-489 (162 amino acids)
Source: RefSeq, a predicted model, not a curated record